This is a messenger RNA of Nilaparvata lugens (brown planthopper), 2558 nucleotides long. Its product is annotated as putative odorant receptor 19b. Gene Ontology annotation, cellular component: plasma membrane. The record is from RefSeq and is a predicted model, not a curated record. The transcript has 5 exons. Gene Ontology annotation, molecular function: odorant binding; olfactory receptor activity. Lineage: Eukaryota; Metazoa; Arthropoda; Insecta; Hemiptera; Delphacidae. Gene Ontology annotation, biological process: detection of chemical stimulus involved in sensory perception of smell; sensory perception of smell. The coding region runs from base 1688 to 2332 and encodes 214 amino acids.
UAUUGAUUGUAAAUAAAUAAAUUUCUUGAUUCACCAAAUAAAGUCAAGUGUGACAUGAGAUACAUUGACAUUUUGGCGGUACGAAGUUCGCCGGGUAAGCUAUAGUUAGGCCUAUAUGUAUAAAUAUCACUAUAUCUCACCAGCAACAGUAACUGAUACCCUUUAUUAUAUAACAACUUAUAAUAAUAUUUUUGUAAAUUUAUUUGUGUUUCAAUAAUUUCAGUAAAUUUAUUCACUAUAAAGUGAAGAUUAUAAGAUAUAUAUUUGUCUCAUUUCUUACAGGACGACAAAAACCAGGACCAUAAUAUAGUCAAAACAAUCUUCAAACAUCUAUCCUUUCUAAGACACCAUCCCCAAGAACCAGUGACCGCUAGAGGUACCUUGAUCUACGCAGCAAUGCUCUCCAUCGCUCUUCAACCGGCUCUAGCAGUCUGCACAAACUGGCAACAGUGGAGCUUCGACUCUAGAGUCUCAGGAGUUGAUAAUGUGCUAUUUUCACUAGGACUUCUAUGCAUGACAAUUGAUGUGUACCUAUUGUCAGAUAAACUGCGCACAUUGGUCAACUUGGCAAACUCCAAGUGCAAAUUGUACAGUAUUGGGUCAAGAAUGGUGGGAGAUUUAUGUGGUAGAGAACACACGGGAGAAGAUAUUCAUGGUGAAGAAGUAGGAUGGUUGAAAAAAGUAAUAUUUGUGAUAACAAAUUAGAGAAUGUUGAAGGGAGUGCCUUGAAAGAAUACAAUAAAGUAUAUCCAACUGGAGAAGGGAAAAUAGUCCAAGAAAAAGGGAGAAUUGUUGAAGAAAGUAUAUUGAAAGAACACAAAAAUAUUGGAUUAGUUAGUGAAGAGAAUGAGGGUGAAGAAGAAUUAAGAAUUGUUGGGGAAAAUGCUUCAAAAGAACACAAAAAUACUGGUUCAAGUAGUGGAGAAGAUAUGAUUCAAGAAAAACUGGGAAUUUUUGGAAAAACUACUUCAGAAAAUCACAAAUCAACUAUAAAAAUCAGUAGAAAUGGAAACGAUAUUGAUACCAAACUAAGAGGAUAUUAUUUAUAUGGUAGAGAACUGUUUAUGAAAGAAAAUAUUGCUAAUAGGAACGUGAAGAAUUUGUAUAAUGGGGAAAGCAUUGGAGAAGGCAAGGGUGAUGAUGAAAAUAUGGGAAUUCAUAAAGGUACAACCUUUUUUGAAGAGAAAAAUGUUGAUAUUAGUGGGAGAAAUGAGAAUAUUGAUGCAAAAUCGAGGGAUAAUUUUGAUGUGAAAGGGAAGAAUCCUGUAUUUUUCAACAGUUUAGACAGAUCAAGAACGUCUGAUUAUGAUAGCAGUUUUGAUACUAAAAUUAGAAGAGCUUUUGAUGAAAAACAAGAUAUUUUGGAGGAGACGAACUCAAGAAGAGGUUUGUCAUCUGAAAUAAUAAUGAAUGCAAAUAAUAUGAACAGUACGUUCUUGAAAAGUGACAAUUUUUGAAGAAGAAACAAAAACUUGUAAAAGAAAUCACCCUGGAAGGGAACAACCAAGCCAGAGCCACUGCAAAUAUCGUCAAAUAUUUUUUCAUCAGUUUUACUUUCAUCCCUUUAUCCGGUAUCAUCUCCUACUUCCUUCACCUCAAAUCCAUCGAGAACCUUCCUCUCCCUUUCCUUAUCUAUUCACCAUUCUCUCUCACUCUAAACAUCUCCAGUUUAUUUGAGUAUAUUCUGAUGAAUUUGGUGGAGUUGUUUUAUAUUUACUACGCAACUGUACUCUCUAUAAGCGGACAUGUAAUGCAGUUGUUGUCUAUAAAUAAUCUAUUGGUGGAGAUGAGGCUGUUUCAUUUGAAUGCUCAGGAAAUUGAAGGGGAGUUUGAGAGUGUGCUAAAUACAGUACAGAUAGAGAGUGAGGCGAGACUGCGUUUAGCAGUCAGAGAACUUGUCAUUCAUCAUCAGACUAUAUUCAGGAAAGUGAGAGAACUGAACCAAGGCUGCGAUUUUCGAAUAUUCUACGCAAACUCCUACAUUUGUUUGCAAAUAGUGUUUGCAAUUUUCAUCUUCAUGAAAGGUGGAUUCAUACUGAAAAUCAAGUAUGGUAUAAUGCUGAUCACUCUGGUACUGGUUGAAUUUAUUUUUAGUGAGAGCGGUCAAAGAUUACAGGAUGAGGGAGAGCAGCUAAGACUAGCAUUAUACGAAUGCAACUGGAUUGGGAAACCAGUUUGGUUUACAAAAGUACUUCAAAUUCUAAUGAUAAGAAAUCACAAUUUGCCAAAAUUGGGUCUCCUCAAUUUGUUCACACUCAACAGGAAUAAUGUCACCGUGGUGAUUAGAGGUGCCUACUCCUAUUUUAGUUUGCUGAACAAGAUUUCUACAUGAAAAACUACAUUUUGAACUUAUUUUUGGUGUGAAUAAAAGAUUGGAGUAAUCAGUAUAAUACCAAAUUGAACGGAAAUUCAUUUAUUUUUACAAUAUAAAUUUAGCCUAAUUUUUGAGUUAAAGUUUUGUAAUGAAGCAUUAUGAGAAUAAAGAAAACCAUAAGUCACGGUGCAAAUUUAUAAAUAAAUUUUGAUGUAAAAUAAACAUUUCACAUUCAAGAACAUGA